UAAUUUUGACCGUCCGGUCCUUCAGUUUGCUGAUGUGGUUUUGAGUCGAGUGCAUGUUUAAGAAACUCGAAAGUCUACGUUUGUAAUUUGUUUCAAUACUUUAAAUUCGCCCGAGGUAUGCCUUAUUAUCAGUCUUGGGAAGAGUUUUCCAGAGCCGCGGAGAAGCUCUAUUUGACAGAUCCGAUGAAGGUCCGGGUGGUGUUGAAAUAUCGCCAUUGUGAUGGCAACCUUUGUAUGAAAGUCACCGACGACGCAGUGUGCUUACAGUACAAAACUGACCAGGCCCAAGAUGUAAAGAAGAUCGAGAAGCUGCAGGGGAAGCUGAUGAGGGUCAUGGUGUCCAAGGAAACGCGCAGUAUGGCCAUGGAGACAGAUUAAAGACUGAUGGGAAGUCACUUCUGGAUGGACAGUGGUGUCUGUGGGCACCUUGGUGGAGGAGGAGGACAACGACAUAAACCCCACCCCUCCGUUCUGGGAAUCAAAGUGAAACUCGGAAGUGAAUCCCUUGUUUUUCCUGAAGAUAUUAUGGUGCCUGACUUUUGAUGGCUUGUAUUUAUUUAGCAAUGGACUUGCAUGUUUUUGUUCAUGGCCACGAUUUAAUUUUUGGGGGGGGGGGUGGGCAUUAGAUGGGCUUGUGAGCUCCUCCUUACCCCCCUUUUCCCUGUUAUGAUCAACAGUGUGUUAAGAUUUAUCUCAUUAGAAAGAUGACAGUGGAAUUCUUUGAUCAUCUCACCAUACAGGUCCACUUGUCUUGUUAUGCCACUGGUCACAUUGGACAAAAUUACAAUUCCUGUACAUGACUGAUUUUCUUUUUUUGAGAAACCACCUCUGUGUAAUUAAAAUGUGGAGACAUACUUUUACUCUUAAUACUAAAUGUCAGUACUUCACUGGAACUGCUUUCAUAAAAUUGUUUCACUACCUGAA
Molecule: messenger RNA, 924 nt
Organism: Brienomyrus brachyistius
Lineage: Eukaryota; Metazoa; Chordata; Actinopteri; Osteoglossiformes; Mormyridae
Gene: srp9
Product: signal recognition particle 9
Exons: 3
Coding region: 118-378 (86 amino acids)
Biological process (GO): SRP-dependent cotranslational protein targeting to membrane; negative regulation of translational elongation
Cellular component (GO): signal recognition particle, endoplasmic reticulum targeting
Molecular function (GO): 7S RNA binding
Source: RefSeq, a predicted model, not a curated record